This is a messenger RNA of Artibeus jamaicensis (Jamaican fruit-eating bat), 13553 nucleotides long. It is a transcript of the gene CDKAL1, whose product is annotated as CDK5 regulatory subunit associated protein 1 like 1. The coding region runs from base 106 to 1842 and encodes 578 amino acids. Gene Ontology annotation, cellular component: endoplasmic reticulum. Gene Ontology annotation, molecular function: tRNA (N(6)-L-threonylcarbamoyladenosine(37)-C(2))-methylthiotransferase activity; 4 iron, 4 sulfur cluster binding. The record is from RefSeq and is a predicted model, not a curated record. Gene Ontology annotation, biological process: tRNA methylthiolation. The transcript is spliced from 16 exons. Lineage: Eukaryota; Metazoa; Chordata; Mammalia; Chiroptera; Phyllostomidae.
CGAGGCGGGACGUAAGUGUCAUGGCGAGCUCCAUCUGAAGUCUGUGCUGUUCCGGAGAGCGACCUGUAUUUCAAGAGGAUUUGAGAGUAAUUGCAGAUAAUCAAGAUGCCUUCUGCAUCCUGUGAUGUACUACUGGAUGACAUAGAAGAUAUUGUGUCGCAGCAAGAUUCAAAGCCACAAGAGAGGCAUUUUGCAAGAAAGCACAUUGUUCCAAAGGUGCGAAAAAGAAAUACCCAACAAUAUUUGCAAGAGGAAGAGAGUCCACCAAGUGACAGCACUAUUCCUGGCAUACAGAAAAUUUGGAUACGAACAUGGGGUUGUUCUCAUAAUAAUUCAGAUGGAGAAUAUAUGGCUGGACAACUAGCUGCUUACGGAUAUAAAAUUACAGAAAAUGCAUCAGACGCAGAUCUGUGGCUCCUGAAUAGUUGUACUGUAAAAAACCCGGCUGAAGAUCACUUUAGAAACUCAAUUAAGAAAGCUCAAGAGGAGAACAAGAAAAUAGUGCUAGCUGGAUGCGUUCCUCAAGCCCAGCCUCGUCAGGACUACCUUAAAGGACUGAGUGUCAUAGGGGUUCAACAGAUAGAUCGUGUAGUAGAAGUUGUGGAGGAAACAAUUAAAGGUCACUCUGUGAGACUGCUGGGUCAGAAAAAGGACAAUGGAAAACGGCUGGGGGGAGCGCCGUUGGAUUUGCCAAAGAUUAGGAAGAAUCCACUGAUAGAAAUCAUUUCCAUCAAUACUGGGUGUCUCAAUGCUUGUACCUAUUGCAAAACUAAACACGCUAGAGGGAAUUUGGCCAGUUAUCCGAUUGAUGAACUAGUAGAUAGAGCCAAACAAUCGUUUCAAGAGGGUGUUUGUGAGAUAUGGUUGACCAGUGAAGACACAGGAGCUUAUGGCAGAGAUAUUGGCACUGAUCUCCCCGCACUCCUGUGGAAACUGGUUGAAGUGAUUCCUGAGGGAGCAAUGCUGAGGCUUGGCAUGACAAAUCCGCCCUAUAUUUUAGAGCAUCUGGAGGAAAUGGCUAAAAUCCUUAAUCAUCCCAGAGUCUACGCUUUUCUGCACAUACCAGUCCAGUCUGCCUCUGACACCGUGCUCAUGGACAUGAAAAGGGAGUACUGCGUGGCUGACUUCAAAAGAGUGGUGGAUUUUCUGAAGGAGAAAGUUCCUGGAAUAACUAUUGCUACAGAUAUUAUCUGUGGUUUUCCUGGAGAGACAGAUCAAGAUUUUCAAGAAACAGUGAAACUUGUUGAAGAGUACAAAUUUCCAAGCCUGUUUAUUAACCAGUUUUACCCAAGACCAGGCACGCCUGCUGCAAAAAUGAAACAAGUUCCAGCGCAAGUGAAAAAGCAAAGGACAAAAGAUCUUUCUCGGGUGUUUCAUUCUUACAGCCCAUACGAUCACAAGAUUGGUGAAAGACAGCAAGUGUUAGUAACAGAAGAAUCUUUUGAUUCCAAGUUUUAUGUUGCACACAAUCGAUUCUAUGAGCAGGUUUUAGUGCCAAAGAACCCCACGUUCAUGGGAAAAAUGGUCGAAGUGGACAUUUAUGAAUCAGGAAAGCAUUUUAUGAAAGGGCAGCCAGUAUCAGACGCCAAAGUAUACACACCAUCCAUCAGCAAACCAUUAGCAAAAGGAGAAGUCUCCGGUUUAACAGAGGAAUUCAGAAACAGGCUUGGAAAGCCCCAGGGCCCCACAUGCCACGCUGCUGCUGCAGAUGGACGAGCCCCGGCGAGGCCCAGGGCGGUGCCACCGUGGCACCGGCCACACCGAGGGUGCGCACUGCUGCUGUCCGCCGGCCUGACUCUGUUCGCUCUUCUUUUUGCGUUUUUUGUCAAGGUCUGUAAUUAAAACACAACUCAGUGAACCACCUGUGAAGAAGAAGAAAUUCCUAAUUAAAAUCUUCAGUGAACAGGAAAGCGGCCAUGUCAGUUCUAAAGAGCAGUAAUUUAUACUGGUCUCCUUGCCACCUUUUUAGCCACACUUUUUAAUGAGGCUCACCCUGUCUCACAGAGUUGGGCCCACUGGCAUUUGAUCUGCAACCUAGUAACAGCUGCCUAGCAUAGCUUUUAAACUAAGCUCCUUUGGGUUUAUUUUUAGCAAAGAUGCAAGUGGCUGCAUCUCCUUAAGUCUUCAGUCUGCAAGUGAGGACCUGACGCACAGCAGAAUGGGUCUGGUCAUCUUUUUCUUACACGGAAAGACUUUUCAAUCUUUAAUAAGCAUUUUUAAAUGUAUCUCCUCUUUCAUGCUUAGUUUGGAGUCCCAAUGUUACAAGCAUCUUAUUUUCACAGCAGAUGUGUUUCUGAAAAGUCUAUAUCAACACCUAUGUUUGGACCUUGAAUGCUUUCGGAAUGCACCGGGGAGUCUGCCAUUAAAGGACUCUCAGCAACAGCCAGAGAAGUGCAGGGAAUCGCCCACUUCUUUAGCGCUCACAUAAUUUCAAAAACUGGAUUCAUUUGAAACAAGCUGUGCCCUUUUUCUGACAUUUGGACUGAUUACACCAAAUGUUUAUUCCUACCUGACGUCAUUGGCCUUUAGUAAAUGAAGUGACUUCUUUCACAAUAAAAGGGAUUGCUAUAACAAACAAAUCAUCAGAAUUUAAAGAAGUUAUUGGUGCUCUGUGGUUACCAUAGGACAUUUUUCAUCUUUAAUCCUACAGCUGUGUUCAGCUCUUCCUUUUAUCUCAAAAUGUUUCAGCCUUUUAUGUGUCUUGUAAGGAAUCCAAAUUAGAAUUUAAUUAUGUCAUCAGUUGGUGAGUUAAAAAGGAAAAAACAACCUAAAACUUCAGUGUUGGUACAUUUCUCCUGAAACUGGUAUGUGACUCUAAGGGGAAAUCUCAUUGAAAACACAAAGCUCUACCUGUGCCCCCCAGGGGUGGUGCAGGGGACCUCCCCUUGGGGUCACCCUGGCUGCUGAGCAAGAGGAGGGAGCGGUGUGUGCACAGGGGAGGAGGCUGCAGGGCACCGCCUUUCUUGAGAUACGUGCACUCGCUUCUUAGUUAAUAAACAGAACGGAUUCUGGUGAGGUGUGCAUUUAACAAAAGCUGUGCAUUUAGCAGAAGUGAAAAGCCUGCCUGAAUCCUAGAGUGACACUUUAUAGGACAUAAGAGAAGCUUUAUCCUGGUUUGAGACAGGAAGUUUUUUCUAUUUCUGCAUACUCAUUCUUUCCCCAUUCUGUUCCUCUCACCUCCUUAUUUAUUUUUAUCCUCCCCUCUAGCUCUGUGCCUUUCUCUCUACUGUUCUUCAUCUUUUCUUUCCGUGAGAGAAUGAUACACCCAGCCGUCUAACAGUCCCACUGCCCCCAUGACUGACUGUGGUGGGGAUUCUCAGGGGUUCUUCCAGCCAUCCACGAUUCUCUCCACUCUGCCUUGUUGCUCACCCCCGACUCGGCCGCAGCUGCCUCUGCUCUUUGUUCCAGCAAGUUAAUUGGCCACUUCCCUGCAGCAGGUCAUAUGUGACAUCAGUUGCUGUAUUUGUGCCAGAUAGUAAGGGAGAUGGCAGUGGUCUGGAAGUCCAGCUUGCUUUUCUCCAUGGCCCCUUCUUGGAGGGAGGGAGGAGAGAAUAUGCGGUGGGUGUCCACAACAGAGUUCUCUCAUAGGCAGGACUACCCCUGAGAGCAAGUGUCGUCGUCGGGACAGCUGUCACCUCUUCGGCCCAUCUCCCUGCUGCCCACGUGUCCUAUUUUGGCCAGGGAGGUGGGAGUGGAAGGGUCAUGUCUUUGUCCAGGGCAGACACAUUCAGAGCCCAUGUACAGUCUGCCUUGUGCUCUUCCCACUGCUGGGGUAUCUGUGGAUGUACGUGCCGGGGAGAAGCCUCCCUUGCCUGGGUCCCCAAGUGAGUACGAGGAGCAGAGCCUCCCGCCAGCGUGUGCUAGACAUGUAGAACAAGGAGCUUUGCUGUGUUCAGCCACUGAGAUGUGGGGGUUCUUCCUGUAGGCAAACCUAGCCUUUCCCGAUUCAUACAGAAUCAGUCACGGCAGGACAGUUGACCUGCACUAUGUAAACAUAACUGAUUGUCCCUCGUAUUGUCUGUUCAUGUUUUCCCUUACCACCAGUCCUUUCGUAAGUCUUCUUUUAUUUCUUUUAGUAUGGCCCUGUCUACUGAAAAGGGAACUGACAAAGAGGUCUGUCCUAGGCUGCUGUAAUAGAACACCACGGGCUGGGCGGCUUAUAAAUAGAUGUUCAUUUCUCCCCGUUCCAGAGGCUGGAAAGUCCAAGACCAAGGCACCAGCAGAUUUGUUGUACUGUGGUCUGUAGGUGGCUGUUUUCUGGCUGCGGUCACAGGUGGUGGAAGGGCAAGGGAGCUCUCUGGGUCUCUUCUUAUAAUAGGAUGAAUCCUGUCCAUGAGGUCCACUCUCACGGCCCAAUAACCACCUGAAGGCCCCGCCUCCCACCAUCAUACUGGGUAUUGGGUUUCAACAGUUCAAUUGGGAGUGGGGGAGUCCCAAAUAGUCAAUCUACAGCAAGUUUUUUUUCAGUACUUUGGCCAAUUUUUUUUCUAAAGGUAAAUUCUAUUAGAGGAAAGCAUACAGAUGAAAAUGUACAUAAAUCAUGGGGCAGCUUGACAGAUUUUCAAAAAGUGAACACUGAUUGUAACCAGCCCCGGUGGAUUCCCCAUGCUCUUCCCCAGACAUUAAUUUUGCCCCCCAAAAGGUAACUCUAUCCACAUUUCUAACAUCGUAGAUUGGUCUGCCUGUUUGUAGACCUUACACGUAAGUGGUGCCAUGUAACGUGCACUGAGUCACGCUGCCCUUGCCCAGAGUCACCCAUGAGUUGUGCCCAGCGUGUUGUGUGUAGCAGCAGCAUGUUCACUCCCACCGCGGAACAGGGUUCUGCUGUGUAAACAUGCCACACCAUAUUGAACUAUUCAAGUGCGUUGUUUGCAGUUUUCUGGCUCGUGAAUAAUGCUGCAUCAACCAGGUAUUCUGGUACACAUAUAAGCAUUUGUUUGCCGACCACAUACCUAGAAGUUAGAUUGCUGGGUUGGGUCAUCUGCACAUGCUCAGCCUUAGUAAAUACUGCCAAGUGCUUUUCUUAACUGGUUAUACCAACUUACAUUCCCACCUAGAGAGAGUUCUGGAUGUGAUCCAUUUAUUGACAUGAACUUGACCAUUCUACCCACUAUUUCUUCUCUCUGUACCUGCGGCAUUCUUUGGCAGACCUUACCUCUGCUGUGUCCCAUCUCUGAGUCAACCCUCUUUUAAUUGUAUUCAUAACCAUUAACUGGCCAGCCCUUAAAGGUAGCAGACAUUUUGAUGUGCACUUUACAAGUGUUAGUUCUGAAAAAUCAACUUUGGAAUAGUAUUAUUAUUAUUAUUAUCCCCAUUUUACUGAAAAAAAAUCUAAAACAAGAUUAAGUAACUUACCAGGGACCCAGAGCUACUAAGUUAUAGAGGCAGGGCUUGAACACAGCCUGACUCUAAAGCCCACGCUUCUCUGCUGUACACUCUUCCUUCUCCCUUGUCCCCUGUUUUCCACCUCAAUUUGACCUUUGCCAACGGGUCUGUAUCCAGGAUUGACCAUGUGGAUGCCUGGGUUCUGGGCAGCCCAUUCCUUCCCUUCGUGUUGUCCUGCUCCAACAUUGUGCAUGUGCCUGAUGCACUUAAUGAAGGAGAUUUAUUCAUCAGGUUUUUCCUUCCUCCCUCUUUUCUCUCCUCCUUUCCUUCCUGCUCCCUCCCUCCUUCCUUCCCUCACUUUCCCUCUCCCCCCCUUUUUUCUUUCUUUCUGCCUUCUUCAUUAAGUGUGAUAUAGUGAGUAUGAGAAUGUAAAGAAUUCUUUGCUAAAAACUUUGCUUUGUUGCUGGGAAAUGUGUCUAUAAACAUCAGAUUUCCAUAUGUUUUUCAGACAGAACAUAUGCUUUUCUACUGACUUCAUUUCUGGUUGAAAUUUCAGUGUAUAUUAUGUCAUGAAGAGAGAAUUUGAGUUAUAAAUGAAGCUUCAAGAGGUUUUAUAAUUAUAAAAUAAACCAGAAAAAAUGAAGGAGAGAGGAAGAGAAGGGCAGAAAGAAAGGGGAAAAAAGGGUGUUCUUAAGACUUGCCCUGCUCCUGAGGCACCCCAGGGUGCUGUGUUACGUUUACAGAAACAUCAAGGAUAACUUACAUUUUCACGGGCGGCACGGCAACAUCUGUUCAACUCAUGCAAACUGCUACUAGCUCAAAAGAGUUCAUAAUUUCAGCAUUAGAAUUCACAACAUUUUUGAUGAUCCUCUAUCUUGGUAAGUGGAUUCUCAUCAGUUGCUUUGAUAAAAAGCAAGUAUCAAGUGAAUGGCGAUGUGGAACGAGAUGCGAAGGUGGCCUCACUCCAGGGUUGGAGGUUGUGCAAUGCCUGGCAGGUGCACACUUCCAGUAGUACGUAAUGACGGUGCUUUUAGAAUGAAACAAAAAUAUUUUUCUUCCAAUUCACAUGUAUUCCUUUUGUGAACAGUUUUCAUAACGUAUGAGGACAUACAUAUGUGUUAAGUUGCUAGGGCCUGCCUCCUUAAUAAAUAGAAUGGUUUAGCUGUUUCCUUUGGCCUAGGGGUGCCACGAAUCAAGAAAGCUUGAGAACGCCUGCUCUCCGAUACACUCUAAUUUAGAGAAUUCAUGCCAAACUCACAUUUAAUCUUGGGAUCUGAAUCACUUCUCGAAAUAUUUUUUUCUUAUUUUAAAGUUAGUUUAUCAAUAGCAGAUGUCUGAUCGGUUUGCACUUGCCUUACCACUGUGCUUGAUCUUUAUAGUGUUCAAACCAUAAAAUUUGAGUCAAGGAACUGUGAAGGAACUAUGAGUCCGAAUCGGUUGGAUUCAUCUCUCAGUUGUUCCCAAUACAAAUUUGAGGCGGACAGCAAGAGAGCAUGAGAUUUUUUGAGGUCAGCAAAAGUUUGGUUUCAAUUUCAGCCAGGCCACUUUCUCUUUCUGAGGCUCCUCUAUAAAAUGGGGCUGUGAUUCCACAGUAAUCACUGAAAGAUGGAAUCAGCUUUCCAUACAUCAAGCCCUGUGUCUUUGUCUCAUCAUAUCUUCCCCUUUCUUAUUUACUAGAGCCAUUUAAGCCUGAAAACCAAUUUUACAAAUAAAGUUAGGUGUUUUAAAUUCUGGUAUUAACACAUGACCACCCAAAAGAACUAUAUAUGGAGUAAAAAGAGUCCUGCCUCAAAGGCUUGGAGUCUAAUUCUAGCAAAUGCAGCAAAGGAAGGAAAAUUCAAAGAAAAUGGAUUGCAGCUGCUUUUGAGGAGAUCAAAUUAGUGAAGGGCACAGAGCAGAUUUGGGUGGCCCAUCUUAGAUCAAGAAGAAGGUUUUCCAUGCCCAAAGAUGAAAAGAGCAAAUAGAUUAAUGGGCAGACCUAGAAGUCAUACCCUCCCCCAUCCUGCCUUGGGGUAAAAGAAAAUGCAGACACUAUUAUUCUUCAUUAGUUUUCUGUCAAUUACUUCCUACCAGUACUGUUUCCUAGAGCUGUAUAGCCAAAAUAUCCCAGCUGUGUACUGUGUAGCAGUUGAAUCAAAGGCUUUCAUUUGGUCUCUUAUGGUCUUCCUAGUUUAUGGGCAUCUGAAUACAUUUAUGUGUACUGAUGAGGCAAGUGCCGAGAAAAGACACAUAUAUAUAAUUUUUUCCAUAUAUACAUAUAUGGAAAAAGCUUCGAUCGAGGUAAGGGAAAAGCUGGCGUUCGGGAAGCGCUAAAUAACUAGGAAUAUUAAUUUGGGGUUUGUCUUAUCUGCUUUUAAUUUAAUUAAUCAUAACAACGAUAGAUGUUAUCCCAGACUAUCUGAUUCCAAGGUCCAAGCUUUUAACUUCUGUUUUUACCCCCAGUUUCCACAAGGAGGAAUAAAACACACGUGGUUUUUAAACAGACCUAAAGCUUUUCAAAUACUGCUGCUAUACAGCGUGCUGUUCACUUAUGACUCACUAUACUGGGACCUAACUUCAGGGAACUAGAGCAUACCAUUCACAUAAGUAAUGAGUCUGAUUACAAACCACAGCUUCCCCUUAAGUUCGGUGUUAUCUCCCUCAAAGAGUCACUUUGGAAUGACUCUACUGGCAAUCUUGAAAGUAAUUCCUCUUACUAUCUUGUGAAUCUUUGCCCUUGCAGGAGGAAUUUGGGUGAUUGGUGAUCUCCGCUCUUGGAGGUAUAAUUUGUUUGGAAAUUACCAGAAGUAAUUUAAACAUAUCUGAUGAGUGAAGCAUUAGAUCGAACUAGUUGUAUUGGUUGAGGUCCCCAGGAAAAUUCUUUUGUUGGACAUGGUCCUCUUAAGAAAAUGCUUUGCAGUAAGAUUUUCUUCCCUUCAGCGCUAGACUUUCCCCUAAGUAGAAUAAACAAAGAAAAGCUUUGGACCAAAUAGACAUUUGGUGAUUUUUCAAAGACAUUUAAAGAGCCCUGGUUGGUGUAGCUCAGUGGAAUGAUUGAGCACAGGACUGUGAUGCAAAGGGUCUCUGGUUCUAUUUCUAGUCAGGGCACAUGCCUGAGUUGCAGGCCAGGUCCCCCAUAGGGAACACAUGAGAGGCAACCACACAUUAAUGUUUCUCUCCCACUCUUUCUCCUUCCCUUCCCCUCUCUCUAAAAAUAAAUAAAUAAAAUAUUUUUUAAAAACGUUUAAAGAAUAAUGAACAGCAAUCCUCAAACUUUUUCAAAAAAUUGAAGAGGAAGAAACACUUCCUAAUUCAUUCUGAGGCCAGUAUUACCCUGAUACCAGCCAAAUAAAGACACUAUAAGAAAAGAAAAUUGCAAAGCAUUGUUCUCUUUGAAUAUUCUCUAUGAAUAUAAAUGAAAAAUACACAACAAAUUAUUAGCAAAGUGACUUGAACAGCAUGUUAAAAGAAUUAUUAAGUAUGACAAAGUGGAAUUUAUCCCAGGAAUGCAAGGAUGGUUCAACAUAAAAUCAACACAUUGUAAUACAACACAAUGUGAUACAGCACAUUGAUAGAAUGAAGGAGAGAAAUGUGAUCACCUCAGCUGACAGAGCAAAGGCAUUUGACAAAGUCCAACAUCCUUUCGUGAGACAAUCUCUUGGAAAAUGAGGAGUACAAAGGUAACUCCUCAAUACAAAGGGUAUUUAUAAAAAACCCACAGCCAAUACUAUAUGCAAGUGGUGAAAGGCUGAAAGCUUGCCCCCUAAGAUCAGGAACAAGGCAAGGAUGCCUGCUUUUACUACUAAUAUUCGACAUUACAUUGGAAGUCCACAUGAGAGCUAUUAGCCAAGGAAAACAACCAAAAGGCAUCCAAACUGAAAGCAAAGAGGCAAAACUAUAUUUGCAUAUGACAUGGUCCUAGAGAGAAUCCACAAGAAAACUUUUAGAGCUAAUAAAUUCAGCAAAGUUCAUUAAAAGAUCAAUGCACAAAAAUCUGUUGUUUUUUUUUAGACACUAGCAGUGAACAAUCCAAAAAAAUUUAAGAAAGUUUUAUUUUCAAGAGCAUUUAAAACAAUAUUGAGCAAUAAACCAAACAAAGGGAGUGAGAAACUUGUAUACUGUAAACUAUAAAAUAUCACUGAACGAAAUUUAAAAUAUCUAAAUAAGUAAAAAGAUACCCUAUUCAUGGAGAGGAAGACAUGUUUAAAAUGUUGAAUAGUUCAACCAUGGUUUUAACAUGGUUAAAUUAAUUCUACCCUGAUGCGUGCACCGCCCUUCAGUACCUGCGGGACAUGGAUGAGACAUGAGACAAAUUCGCAUGGACUACCGAGUCCUGUGGAAGAAAAGGGACGGCACAGCUAUUCCCUCAAGGGGGGAGCGCCUCAGAAUGGCCUGGCCACUCUCAAGGGUAGAGCACGCUGACCCUUGCCUAGACAGGCUUUAUUGGGUUUAAUUUAUGCAGGACUACAGGUACAGCUCAUUAAUCAUUGUCAGGCAGUAAGGAUCAAACAGUAGAUAGCAUACAAAUAACUAUUAGGGCUUCUUCUGAGUCAGGGUCUAUUAGCUAAAAGGCUACAAAACUUUGGGAAACAAACUCAUUUCCUGCUCGGGCCUUUAUCAUUUAACUAAGAACAUUCUUAGCAAAGCAGGCUUCACGGGAUUUUACAUAUCCUUUCUCAGGCCUGAUCACCUGGGGAGCCCACCCUCUCUAGCACAGGGCUUCACCGCCUUCUGUCGUUGUUUCGAGCUUAAGUCAGGCAGAGGAGGCAGAUAGCCAACAAAUUUUCAGAGACUUCUUGUGGACUCAGGGGAGUCAGGCUUUGUCAAAGCCAAGGGGCGAGAGUCCAUCACCCCCUUUCUCCAUAGCCCCCCAAGUCCUUCCCUGGGACCUCCACGUGAUCAUGCCUGUCUUAGGUCGUUACCUCCUUGGGGAAUCUAGCCCAUCAUUCGCUAACUGAUUAAGCAUUAGGGGCCAGUUGUGGAUGAAGUAAAAGGAGAAGUGGUGCUCAUGCCAGGGAGAUAAGCUUUGUCUCCUUAGUGGCCUCUGGUCCAAAGGUCGCUCACUCAGCCUUAGCCAUGGGGGAGUUACAGCUCCUGAAACCAGGCAUGGUGGCUUCCAACACUACCCAAAGCAAACUACAAAUUCAACACAAUCCCUAUCAAAACAACCUUUUUCAUAGAAAUGGAAUAGCCAACCCUCAAAUUCAAAUGGAAUUUCAAGGGACCUCAAAUAGACAAAACAAUCUUGAAGUACAAUAAAGUUGAAAAGCUCACAAACACUUCCCAAGUUCAGAAUGCACAACAAGGCUACCAUAAUUAAAACAAUAUGGUAUUGGCAUAAGAAUAGACAUGAAGACCAACAGAAAGGAAAAAGAUUUCAAAAAUAAACCCCUCACAUAUAUGGUCAUUUUUAAGGAUUCCAAGACUAUUCAACAGAGAAAAGUCAGUCUUCUUAAAAACAGUGUUGGGAAAACAGAACAUCUGUAUACAAAAGAAUAAAGUUGGGCACUUACCUUAUAUCACGUAAAAACUUGAAAUAGGUAAAAUACCUAAAUAAAUUAAGAUAUAUUAUUAUGAACCUCUUAGAAGAAAACCUUCAUGACAUUUGAUUUGGUAACAGUUUCAUAGAUAUGAUACCAAAAGUACAGGCAGCAAAAGAAAACUAUAGAUAUAUAGGAUUUCAUUAAAAUUGAGAACUGUGCAUCAAAGUACAACAUUAAGAAAGCAAAAGGAUAACCUACAUAACACAAGAAAAUAUCCGCAUUUGUAUGUCUGACAAGAAAUUAAUAUCUAGAAUAUACAGGAGGGGUGAGCAAAAGCAGGUUUACAAUUGUUAAUAUGGAAGAUAAAACAAUAAUAAAUAAUACAAGAAUAGACUUGUGUUUCACAUACAUACAACUGUAAACCUACUUUCCCCACCUCUGUAUAAAGAACUGUAAGUCAACAACCAAAAAGCAGACAACCCAAUUAAGAAAUGGACUCAAAUAGACAUUUCUUCAAAGAUCCACCCAUGGCCAAUAAGCACAUGAAAAAUGCUCUACAUCAUUACUCAUUGGAGAAAUGCAAAUCAAAUCACAACGAGAUACUGCUUCACACCUAUUAGGGUGGCUGCCAUAAAAAAAAAUGGAAACUAACAAAAACACGUUAAUGAAGAUGUGGAGAAGUUGUAAUCCUUACAUGUUGGUGGUGGAAAUGUAAAAUGGUGCAACUGCUGAUGAAAAUAGUUCAGCAGUUCUUCAAAAUUUAAAACUCCCAUAUGACCCAGCAGUUUCCCUCCUAGUUACAGAUCCAGUAGAACUGAAAGCAGGGACAUCUGUACACCAAUGCUAACAGCAGCAUAAUUCACAAUAGCCAAAAGGGGGAAACAUUGCAAGUGUCUAUUUACGGAUGAAUGCAUAAACAAAAUGUAGAACAUACAUAUGAUAGACUAUUACUCAGCCUUAACAAGGAGUGAAUUUCUGAAACGUGCUACAGUGCGGAUGAAUUUUGAAAACAUUAUGCUAUGUAAAAUAAGCCAGACACUGAAAGACAAAUAUGGCAUGAUACCACUUGCAUGGGUAGCUAGAAUAGACAAAUUCACAGAGACAGAAAGUAGAAUAGGGGUUGGCAGGAGUUGAAGGGAGAAGGAACUGAGGAGUUAUUUUUAAUGGGUACAGAGUUUAUGUCGGGUAUGAUAAAAAGGUUCUACAUAGAAAAAAUGGUGAUGGUUACACAACACUGUAAAUGUAUUUAAUGCUAUUGAAUUAUAUACUUACAAAUGGUUAAAAUGAUAAAUGUUAUGCAUAUUUUUACCAAAGGAAAAAAGGCAUUUUGGUGUAAAAGUGCAUGGUGAGCCCUCACUGGUGUGGCUCAGUGGACUGAGUGCUGGCCUGCAAACCAAAGGGUCACCAGUUCAAUUCCCAAGUCAGGGCACAUGCCUGGAUUGAGGGUCAGGUCUCCAGUUGGGGGUGCUCCAGAGGGAAGCACACAUUGAUAUUUCUCUCUCUUUCUUCCUCCCUCCCCCUCUGUAAAAAAAGAAAUAAAAUCUUUUAAAAAGUGAAAAAUAAAAGUGCAUGGUGAAUUUGAGAGUGAAGCAUCUAUAAGAGAAGUAAGUAGAUAUUAAAGUAAGAAUUAGGCUCAGGUCACAUUGUGAAGGGUUUUCAUGCUGUUUUGAGGAACCGAGACUUCUUUCAACACUCAGGACGAGUCACUGUAGGCUUCUUUAAAAAAAAAAAAAUAUGCUUUAUCCAUUAUGCCAUUACAGUUGUUCUAUUUGCCCCUUCAUUCCCCUCCACCCUGCACACCCCUCCCCCACCAUUCCCCCCUUUAGUUUAUGACCACGUGUCUCAAGUUCUUUAGAUUCUGUAUUUCCCAUACUAUUUUUGCCCUCCCCCUAUCUAUUUUCUACCUACUGUCUAUGCUACUUAUUCUCUGUACCUUCUCCCCCCUUCUCCUUCUCCCACUCCCCUGUUGCUAACCCUCCAUGUCAUCUCCAUUUCUGUGGUUCCCUCCUGAUCUCGCUGUUCAUAGGCUUCUAAAGAGACUUCUAAACCUUGCAGGCCCUGUGGAGGUUCCCAUCUGGAAAGAUAAACAGUGACUGUGUGGGGGACGGUUCCUUUUCCUUGUGCUGCUGCAGGCCCGAGGGCAUCCCUCACCUCACCCUAAACUGACACUUGGAAACGAUGGUGUAGCAACCACUUUCCCAGGGACAGUGAAGCAAGUUUUAGGGAGAGUUAAAUCCCUACCCUUGCGUUUGAGUUUUUUUUAAAUGCUGCCAAGCUUAUAAAUCUGUCCAUGUCCAUAAAUCUGUCCAUGAGAGCUGUUAGCAAGCCUCAGCACAGCCCGUUGGUGGUGGUUCCUGCCAUUCUAUUACCGACACUCUCGUUGCUGACACGGAGGGUUUGUUUUACAGUUGUUGCUGUAGCAUAAGUAAAACCGGAUGUGUGGAUCCCGCCAUUAUUUUAAUUAGAAAAGUGCUUCAGUAAGAGUCAAGCUCCUAUCUUUAUAGUUCAGCAUCUUUGGCCCUUAGUCUUUGCUUUGGCACUUUCACACGGAAUGUAUCCUGGGAACCUAGCAACCCCCUGUCCCUCUACACCUGCCGCCUUCUCUGCUUAUCGACUGCGACCCAAGUGAGUGGCUCAGCUUCCUGAUUUUGAUCUUCUGUAUCUCAGAUUCUGUUAAUACACCUGUUCAGUUAACAAUUUGUAUACUCUAUUCUCAAUAAAUGGGUGUGAAUACUUAACCAAAGUGCCACCUGUGCUGUGAUCUUA